GUUGCGGUUCCGGGUCGGGCCGCACCGCAGCCCGCGCUCCGCUCGCUGCCGCAGUGCCCCGCCCCCGCGCUCCGGACCUGGGCAGGCGGUGGCCGCCCGGCGGCUCCCGGGGCCACAUGGCUGAGGGGGACGCAGGGAGCGACCAGAGGCAGAAUGAGGAAAUUGAAGCAAUGGCAGCUAUAUAUGGCGAGGAAUGGUGUGUCAUUGAUGACUGUGCCAAAAUAUUUUGUAUUAGAAUUAGCGACGAUAUAGAUGACCCAAAGUGGACACUUUGCUUGCAGGUGAUGCUACCGAAUGAAUAUCCAGGUACAGCUCCACCAAUUUAUCAGCUGAAUGCUCCUUGGCUUAAAGGACAAGAACGUGCGGAUUUAUCAAAUAGCCUUGAGGAAAUAUAUAUACAGAAUAUUGGUGAAAGUAUUCUUUAUCUGUGGGUGGAGAAAAUAAGAGAUGUUCUAAUACAAAAAUCUCAGAUGACAGAACCAGGCCCAGAUGUAAAGAAGAAAACUGAAGAGGAAGAUGUUGAAUGUGAAGAUGAUCUCAUUUUAGCAUGUCAACCAGAAAAUCCAGUCAAAGCAUUGGAUUUUGGUAUCAGUGAAAGUCAGACAGAAAUAGAAGAGUUACCUCCGAUUGAUCAUGGCAUUCCUAUUACAGACCGAAGAAGUACUUUUCAGGCACACUUGGCUCCAGUAGUUUGUCCCAAACAGGUGAAAAUGGUUCUUGCCAAAUUGUAUGAGAAUAAGAAAAUAGCUAGUGCCACCCACAACAUCUAUGCCUACCGAAUAUACUGUGAGGAUAAGCAGACCUUCUUACAGGACUGUGAGGAUGACGGGGAAACAGCAGCUGGUGGGCGUCUUCUCCAUCUCAUGGAGAUUUUGAAUGUGAGAAAUGUCAUGGUGGUGGUAUCACGCUGGUAUGGAGGGAUUCUGCUAGGACCUGAUCGCUUUAAACACAUCAACAACUGUGCCAGAAACAUACUGGUGGAGAAGAACUACACAAAUUCACCGGAGGAAUCAUCUAAGGCUUUGGGAAAGAACAAAAAAGUAAGAAAAGACAAGAAGAGGAGUGAACAUUAAUACCUGAAACUAUAUGAAAGGUUAAUUUGCCUAUAAUUAUAUACAAAUUCCACAGUCAUCAAGGAAUAUAUUGUGCAGAGAGAGGAUCCUGCACUGUUCAAGUCAGCUGAUUCACUGUGGACACCAACAUUAUCUUUUCUUCUUUGGUUAUAUCAUCUGCCAAAAAUAGAGAACUUGUGAUAUAUUCAUGUGUGUUUCAGGCUGAUUCAGAAGAAUUAAUUUGAACUUAAUCACUACUUCAUCUAAUUUUAGGACGGUAACAGUUGCCCAGGGCAGUACCUGAAUUAACUGUCCAUUUCAGUACAUGUCAAGUGCCUUUGUUAGGUGGGGAAGAAGUGUCUCUAGGGUAAUAGAAAUACCUGAUUUCUUGUCACCAGGAUUCUCAUUUUGUUAAAUGAAUAUUGCCUUUUACUGCUCUUUAUGGCUUAUUGGAAUAGGGGCUCAUUGAAGAUUGGUCUUAUAGAGUGUCUUCUGUGAUUUUAGUAUGUAAGUAUGUCAUCUUUCAUUUUAUAGUGUUCAUCAUGGCGUAAUGGAUUAAGUGAAAAUCCUGGAGUAUCCAUCUACAGUUAAGUGCUGAAGUAAUAAUUCAUCUGACAUUUGUUAGCACAAGUGUUAUGCCUCAAUUUCUGUCUCAAAUUGGUGAUUGUGAAAUUUCAAAAAGUGAUUUUCUAGCCUCUGCUUCUUUUGUUUAAUUCUUGUAAUGUUAAGCAAUACGUAUGGUGUGCCAGUAUUCUCCUCUCACCCCUGUAAUGUGUUGGUGUAAUCUUCUGGUUUCUUUUAACAACCUGGAAAUACCUUUCUUGUGAUCUUCAUUGAGGAGUUAGAACCACGCUAGAAGCUGUGCUGUGCUUAAUGGGACAUUCAUAGAAUGGGGUAGAGGUGGCAGAACAGCACUGGUGCAGGGCAAGGGUAUGUUGUGCAGUUAUGUAAAUGUGGUGUGUUUCCCAUCCACACUCCAGCUAUCUUUCUCAACUCCUUGACUUGGUGGAGAGAAGGAACAAACUUUUGGAAAAACAGAAACUCCCUCUGUUUUUCCAUUCUUAUGAAAUCUUCCUUUUCAUCAGUGUUUUAUAAAAUUUUCUUCUUUCAUCUGCAAGUUGUGCAAUUUACCUCUAGGCAUCUAGACAAUAAAUAUAUCUAUGAGAUAUAACAAUAAGUCUUAACUGUUCCCUUUCAGAUAUGAUUGCAAACGAUUAUUUAAAAUUAUUAAUUGGCCAUAGAUUUGCCUGAUCUUCCUUUCCUAACAGAGGGAACAGAAAUAAGGAAACAACUUGGGAUGGUGCUGGAGCAUAGAAAACUUCAGAGAAAAAUGGACAAAGACAUUUUUUCCUUAUUCUCUGAUGUUUUACCUUUAAGAGAUCCAAAUCCCGACUUGGUAUUUUUAAGAAUCUAGUAAACAACUUUAUACUAGGAUGGAUUCUGAGAAAUAAAAUCUAAAUUAUAUUUGUUGUAAGUGUGUUUGAUUGUUGCUUGUUAUCAAGAGUCAUCAGAGAAUGACCUAUAUUCGUUUAAAACAUUUACCUCAGAGUCCAUGAAAAAAUUAAGUACGUUUUAUGUAUUAACUGGUAAAAUAAUUAAAGAAGUUAAGGACCAUUAGUUAACAUUAAAAUAAUUUCACAAUUUUGGCAUGUCAAAAUCUGUGAAAGAACGUAUAAAACAGUAAGAAUUUGGUGCUACAGAAAAGUAAGUGCGAGUUAAUUAUUCUGCAACACCAAAUUUGAAUUUCUUUCACGCUGUUUUAUCUAACAUUUAUUUAGGUCUUUAUAGAAAACCUUUAUGUCUAUGAUCUCAUUUUCCCGUAUUAAAAAAAAAAAACUUAACUUUUGCUUCUUUCAUUUAUCAACGAAAUUUUCCAGACUAAAAAACUCAAAUCUCUUUUGCCAAAGUCAGCUGGUAAAGAGCGAUCUAAAAGUCUCCAAUUCUGGAACCUGAGUUAUUUGACACUCUGCAUUAUGGACCCCUAACUAAUUAUAGUAUCUUUUUUGUCUCUUUAAAAUUUCUCUCGAUUAGAGGGUUUUCAAAUUCUUCAAAUAAUAAUAUUCUAUAACCAAAUCUAUGCUGUGGCAUAUUUUAUAGUAUAUUGUAUUAGUUAAAAAUAUUCUCUAUAUGUCAGUAUAUAAGAGCAAGUAACAUCUACUUUUUAAAUGGGAAUAGCAGUAUGAUUUGGAGAUAUGUAUCAUGAAACAGAGCCUGUUUGAAGAGAAUUAUAUCAAACUAAUCACAACCAAGGAAGAAUAGCAUUAAACAGAUACUGCCUGGAAGGCAGGUAAAAUUUAUUGGGAAAACUGUAUAGUCAUCUGUAGUUCCACUUUCUAGAGACAAGCAUUACUAACAUUUGGUAUGUACAUCCUUCUAUUUUUUUCCUAUGCAUGAUUUUGUAUAUAUGGCUAUUUUUCUUUCCAUAAAAAUGGUAUUAAACUGUAUAUACUGUUUUGUAUCCUGCAUAUUUCAUAUAGAAGUAUAUUGUUAACAUUUUCCCAUGUCAAUAAAUAUUCUUCUAUGGCUUAA
This is a messenger RNA of Camelus dromedarius (Arabian camel), 3581 nucleotides long. It is a transcript of the gene IMPACT, whose product is annotated as impact RWD domain protein. The transcript has 11 exons. Bases 117 to 1073 code for a protein of 318 amino acids. Gene Ontology annotation, cellular component: cytoplasm. The record is from RefSeq and is a predicted model, not a curated record. NCBI's taxonomy places the organism in Eukaryota, Metazoa, Chordata, Mammalia, Artiodactyla, Camelidae. Gene Ontology annotation, biological process: regulation of translational initiation; GCN2-mediated signaling. Gene Ontology annotation, molecular function: protein binding.